AUGGCUGACAGCCAUGAAUUCCGCAGAAGAAUCCUUCUGCUUGCCACAACAGGCGGGUUUACUCAUGCAGCUCCAGUUCUCGAAAUAGGCGCCGUCCUCGCCUCUCGGGGCCAUGAGGUCCAAUUCGCUACCUGCGCAGGCCAGGAAGAUUGGACAGCUAAUUAUCCCUUCAUUAAAACCGUAUACACAGUCGGUCCCGCCGCUUCGGAAGAUGAUUUGGAUGUCCACUACGAAACAAUGCGUCUUUGGCGUCAUGAGCACGGCUUCGGUCCCAUGAUGAGGUCAAAAUACUUUUUUGACAACUUCUGGACUGAUACUUACAAGUCUCUUCGAUCUCUGUGUGAAAAUGACUCUACGAGACCUGACUUUAUCGUUGCAGAUUUCUUCGCCGAUAGCGCUGCGAGGGAUAUGUUCAAGCAGUUCAAUAUCCAACUAGCGAGCGUCUGGCCUCAAAUGCCUUAUGCCAUGGCUCCUGUCAGUUAUCAUCCCGGCCAGCCUGGGUUUCAAGCCGAUGGUGCCUUAACUUCGGAGCAUGCUCCUCUAUCAUCGCGGUUCUGGAACGAAUUUGUGGUUCUCGCCGCGCUGCCUGCUAUCAUCCCCUGGUUAAUAUGGACCAAACGAAUGCGUGUUGAUGCUGGCGUCAACUACAGUCACUCUCUUCUCUCCAAGCCUGACUAUCUUGUUCUGGUCAACUCCUUCUGGGGCCUUGAAGCACCGAAGGAAUUGCCGCCUCUCAUGGCACCUGUUGGACCUAUCUUGAGCGACGAAUACCUUCCAAUAGACGACGACCUGGCUCAGUUUCUGAGCAACCAUGAUAGGACCAUCUACGUGUGCCUGGGAACGCAUGUCAAUCUUCCGGGUAAAGAACUUGAAAAGUAUCUCCUUGGAUUCAUCCAAGCUCUCGACGAAGACUCGAUCAAUGGAGUCAUAUGGUCUAUUCCCCAAAAGCCUCGCGCCAAUUUCGACACCAUCAAGUCUUAUAGUCUAUCUGAUGGUUCGAGCAUAUCCAUCACUGAUCUUCUGAACGAUUCUCACCCACAUUUUCGGCUUCCCAUCUUUGCACCACAACGCGCCAUCCUAGCACACCCUCAUACAGUCCUCUUUCUCACUCAUGGGGGCGGUUCCAGUGCCAACGAAACUCUCUUCCAUGGAACACCAGUCCUCGCUAUCGGAUACUUCUUCGACCAGCUCUGCAACAGUGCCCGACUAAAAGCCGCUGGUGUAGGUAUGUCUCUCGACAAAUCCUACCUGACACCAUCCUCCAUCUCCUCCGCUAUUGCAAACAUCACAAAUGACGAAGACGGUUCCUUUGCAAUAAAUGUCCGUCGUAUGCAAGGCAUAGCAGCUCUCAACUCUAAACGCAAACAUGUUGCAGCUGAUCUCAUCGAGGAAGUUAUGAUAGACCAAGAACUUCGGUUCAAGAAAGGUGUUGAGUUACGGCCAAUGCAUCUGCAGACAGCGGAUAUGCGUAUGCCGAUAUGGAAGGCGAGGAAUUGGGAUAUGUGGUCCAUAAGCCUCACGGGUCUCGCAGUUGGUGGCGUGGCAAGUUGGUGGUUUGCAACACAUGGCUGGAAGAAGUUGCCCGUCAUACUGGCACGCUCUGUAAGACUCAGUAGAGGAUUUGCGAGGGGAAUACUUGAUAGUCCCAGAUCAUAG
Fusarium fujikuroi IMI 58289 is the source of this 1656-nucleotide messenger RNA. RefSeq names its product related to UDP-glucuronosyltransferase 2C1 microsomal. NCBI's taxonomy places the organism in Eukaryota, Fungi, Ascomycota, Sordariomycetes, Hypocreales, Nectriaceae. The record is from RefSeq and is a predicted model, not a curated record. Gene Ontology annotation, molecular function: UDP-glycosyltransferase activity. Bases 1 to 1656 code for a protein of 551 amino acids. The transcript has 2 exons.